CUUUAACACACCUCAUCAUGGCCGACAACACACCCAACAUUGCCAACCCCAUCUAUGUUCCCGAGAACCUCUUGAAGAAGAGAAAGAUCAAUGAGAAGAAAGCCAUUGAGAAUGCACGAAAGCGUGCUGAGGUCCGUAAACAGGGCAAGAAAGAUUCCAAGACAGUCUUCAAGCGUAUCGAUCAGUUUAUCCGCACCAACCGAGAUCUCGAGCGUGAGACUACCCGUCUUCGCCGCCAGCGUGUAAAGGCCAAGCAGAGUCGUGCUGUGCCUGACGAGAACAAGUUGCUCUUUGUCCUCCGCCACAAGUCCACCCCUACCCUCCACCCCUCUGUCCGCAAAGCAUUCCAAAAAUUGCGCCUGACAAGUCUCAACACCGGUGUUUUUGUCAAGCUCAACGAAAAGUCUGCACCUAUGCUCCAGGCCAUUGAGCCCUAUGUUGUGUUUGGUGAGCCUACUCUCAAGACAGUCCGUGAUUUGUUGAUCAAGCGUGGUUAUGCAAAGGUCAAGGGAAAGCGCACUGCUAUUUCAGACAACGCCAUGGUAGAGGAGGCCCUUGGAAAGCAGAACAUCAUCUGUUUGGAAGAUAUGAUUCACGAGAUUGUUAAUGUUGGAGAACACUUUGAUGCCGUCAACAAGUUCCUCUUCCCAUUCAAGCUCUCUAGCCCAGUUAAGGGAUGGCGCCAGAGAAGAUUGAAGGAGAUCAUGGACAAGUCAGAAGGUGUUGACCAGGAGGGAGAUGAUAUCAACAAGAUGGUAGAGGCCAUGAACUAAACGGUGAAUAAAGGAUCAAAAAAAAAAGGGAAAAGAAGAAGAGGAAGAACAAGAACAACAUCAAAAAAAAAGACAAGGGCAAUACUUGGGGGGUUUUUUUUUUGGUUUUUUGAUUACGAUUUUGUUUCGCACUAACAAAUCCAAAAUCCAAUAACUUUGCUUAUUUCUUUCAUUUUAUUUUAUUUCGCUUUACUUUUUUUUUUAUUAUUUUAUUAUUUUAUUUUUAUUUUUAUUUUUAUUUCACUUUAUUAUACAACUGCAUUUCAAUAACUCGCUCUGAUAAAAAUCCCUUCUUUUUCUUUUUUUUUUAAAGAAAAAAAUAAUAAUAAAGCACUAUAAGUGAAGCUUUGGUGAAUCUUUAUAAAGAAAAUUCACUUUGCUUUUUUGUACAUUCU
Molecule: messenger RNA, 1168 nt
Organism: Phycomyces blakesleeanus NRRL 1555(-)
Lineage: Eukaryota; Fungi; Mucoromycota; Mucoromycetes; Mucorales; Phycomycetaceae
Exons: 2
Coding region: 18-773 (251 amino acids)
Biological process (GO): maturation of LSU-rRNA from tricistronic rRNA transcript (SSU-rRNA, 5.8S rRNA, LSU-rRNA)
Cellular component (GO): cytosolic large ribosomal subunit
Molecular function (GO): structural constituent of ribosome; RNA binding
Source: RefSeq, a predicted model, not a curated record